AUGAGUGAAAACGAGGAAACGAUCACGCUGGUCACGCCCGGCGCGGCCGCGUUGGCUUCUUUCAACGCGAAAAAUUUCGAGGACGAGAACAACCGAGACGCGUUGAUUGAAAAGGCGUUGAAUGGGAGAUGUGAUGGGGAAGAUGAUGUAAAAAAGAUCGGGGAGGAGGAGGAGAAGAGAUACGACGCGGUGAAGCAGGCGCAAUUGAAAGCUAGAGCGAGGGUCAUGGAGGAGAAGAGGAAAGCUGAAAUGCGACUGGCGAAGGAAGAGAAUACGAAGAACGAAGAGACUUUCGCUGCACCAACGAGGAACGUUUUGAAAGAGAAGAUUCGUUUAAACGUCCACCAGAAAAACAAGGACAAGACCGAGGAGAAAAAAAACAAAAUCAAGAACGGGUUAGAGAUGGUUUCGCACGUGUUGAUUCCGUACGAGACGACGAAAGAGAAUAAGGACACGAUUCAAAAGAGCGGGAUGGAUAUUGGUGCGACGUGCAUUUGUGCGCUUCCGAGUUCGUUGUCCGUGGCGUGCGGUCGCGAAAACGGGUGCGUGGAUAUCGGGUUCGCGAAAGGCGAGUUGAACGUGCAAAGGAGGAUGAAUCCGACGGUGCCGCAGCAAAGGUUAGAACUGAAUAAAGUUUGUGAAAACGUCGCAAAGAAGAGUAGAGUGAGGAGCAUGCGGUUAAACGAGGACGUGUUAGCUAUUGGUUUCGAUAACGGCGCGUUUGUGAAAAUUGUCGAACCGGGAUGUUUCGAGGAAAGAGGGUUGACGCAAGAGACGUGCGUUUUGAGAGCAUACGAAGCACCGAAAGAAGUACAGGAUAUAUUCAAACGCGUCGCGGGAGGCAAAUUGCUAGGACCGCACGUAUCAAGGAAAGCUAAUUGUCGCUCUCAGGUGAUUUCGAAGGAUUUGGAGGUUCUCUUUUUCGGCUCGCCGGUGUUUCGCGACGGCAGCUUUUUCGCCACGAGAGAGGUGUAUAAGAACAGAAAGAGGAGGAAGAAGAAGCAAGAGGUGGAAGAAAAGGUAUCGACGAAGAAAACGCUCAUUUCGAAAGGAUUCUUCAACAAAUCAAGGAGCAGCGGUGAACAAAUGUCAUCGCCAUCCGCCACCAUCGAGGAAGUCCGCGAGUGCGACGACGACGACGACGACGACGAUUUUACUCUCACGAGAUCCUUCGAUAAGUUUGAAACGGCAUCGGAGAUGAACGAAAUGUACGAUAUCAUGAUUUCAGACAUGUCAGAGAAGGAACAGACGGAAGCGUUGAAUAUGUCUUACAGAAAGAAGAAGCCGGAAGAGAGCGCGAGCGAUGACGCGAAAAAAAGCACCGCAGAAGAAGUGAGAGUAUCAGACGAAAAAGAAGAAAGAGGAGGAGAACCAGAACAACACGCAGACGAAAAAGAAGGCGAAGAAGACGAAGAGGAAACGCCGACGGUCGUCACGUAUCGUUUCAGUGCACACGCUCACCCGGUACAAUCGCUCGCGUAUUACGACGAAGAUACCGAAACGACGCUCAUUUCCGGUUCUAACGACCGAACGAUUGCUUUUUGGGAUCUCGAGAAGACGUUUGAGGAGGAAAAUUCAGCGGAUGAUUUGCCGUCGCCAAUGUUCAAGUUCAACGCGGGGACGGAAGUUCGAGCGAUGGUUGUCUCGAAAUCAAAAAGAGUUCUUUAUAUCGCAGGUGCCGAUAAGUGCGUGCACAUGUUCGAACUGCUCUCGGAAGCUAAAAACGAAGGUAUUCCAUCCGGCGCUUUGAAAAAGAGAACGUUUCCGUGUCAUCACGAAGGUUUCAUCACCACGCUUUCCUUGUCGCAAGAUAACACGCGAUUAUUCACCGGAUCCGAGUACAGCGACACACCGGACGACGGGUUCAACAAAAACUAUAAUUCCGGCGACGGAACUAUCUGCGUCUGGGACGUCUCCACCGGCGAAGCGACGGAUGUCGUCCGCGCGCACAACGGCAGCGUGAGUCAGAUUUUAGUAAGCAACGACGACGACGAAACGAUACACACAUCCGCUUUGGACGGUUGCGUGCACAGAAUGAAACGAACCGAGCACGGAAAACUGCGUCUGAACUUUGAAGAUGGACGGAGAAAGACGCGCAAUCCUACGUUUGGGUUUCGAAAAGGAUUCCUCUAG
Bathycoccus prasinos is the source of this 2133-nucleotide messenger RNA. RefSeq lists its product with no specific name. NCBI's taxonomy places the organism in Eukaryota, Viridiplantae, Chlorophyta, Mamiellophyceae, Mamiellales, Bathycoccaceae. The transcript has a single exon. The record is from RefSeq and is a predicted model, not a curated record. Gene Ontology annotation, molecular function: protein binding. Bases 1 to 2133 code for a protein of 710 amino acids.